AUGGCCAACUACAACGGGCCUAAACAGCUUGACUCGGUGACUUCUGCUUUGCUGCAAGGAACCAACCUGGUGCAUCCACCGCAGAAGCCACAGUAUUCCAACGUUGGCUCCAUCAUUGCCGACCUGCACGUUCAUCCGACACUGGAAGCCCUUGUACACAUCCUGAACCAUGAUCUCCCGUCUGCACAUUUUCUAGUCCGACACAUGCAGGCUCCGCCGGCCGUCGAAGGCAUGCUACUCCAUGGCAUCUUACAUCGAGCAGAAGGGGACUUUCCCAAUGCCCACGCGUGGAUCAGCGACGUCAAGGAUGCAUGCGAAGGGUUCCAGCCGAAGAAGCAAGACAGAGGCGAGAAGCUGGAGGAGGACGUUGCUCGGAAAAUCUGUGGAGGUCCAGGGACAGACAAGUCGCUCGUCUUGUUUGUGUACGAUGAUGAGGAAGAAGCCGGGCAGCUGAUCAAGGACGUGGCAGAGUUCAGGAAAAAGAAGCAGAGUGAGCGAACGGAGAGCGAGCAGACGGGUCUGGAGAAGCGGAUCCGAUGGGAAUCGCAGAAGAUAGUGGAGUGGUGCAAGAUGAAGUUUGGGACCGAAGCCUUGGUGGAUGCGAGUCAAGCAUGGGUGAAGAAUAGCGAGGAGAUCAACAAGAUCAGCAGUGAGAUGGUCAGCGUCGAGUACCUGCGUGCAAUACGGAUCUUUUGCCAUUCGCAGCGUAGUUGUGCUUCGACACUUGGUCACGUGUGCCUCUUGUGUACUCAACCUUGGAAGUGCUGUACUACUAUUAUACUCGAGUGCUACUAG
Molecule: messenger RNA, 795 nt
Organism: Plenodomus lingam JN3
Lineage: Eukaryota; Fungi; Ascomycota; Dothideomycetes; Pleosporales; Leptosphaeriaceae
Source: RefSeq, a predicted model, not a curated record